GUCGACGUGUGCAGAAGUCCUGCUAGUCUGGUCCUUGUUCCCGUCUGGGUACCAGCUUGCUUCAGCAGCGCAGCCGGUGGGGCCCGAGGCUAGGAGAAGGAGAAGGAGUCAGCUUGCCGGAAUUUUGCAGGUCUGCAGGUCUGCAGGUCUGUUGUUCAUAGCAGUACGCAGGGCUAGAAAAGGCGAGGAAGAAACUGACCGGAUCAGUACGGAAGUAGUUGUUUUCAAAGAAGAAUAAGCAGAAAAAAAGAAAGGAAGAGGGAACGGAAGGAAGAGAGACAGAUACAAGAUGAAACCCUGUCAAAAGAUUGAAGGAAAACCAGAAAAUGAGAGUGAACCAAAACUUGAGGAAGAGCCAAAGCCUGAGGAAAAGCCGGAGGAGGAGGAAGAGCCAGAGGGGGAGGAAAAAACGGAAGGAACUUUUAGAGAAAGGCUGAUUCAGUCUCUCCAGGAAUUUAAAGAAGAUAUACACAACAGGCAUUUAAGCAAGGAAGAUAUGUUUAGAGAAGUGAAUGAAUUAGACGAGAUAAGGAGAGUAAGAAACAAACUUAUAGUGAUGCGUUGGAAGGUUAAUCGAAACCAUCCUUACCCCUAUUUAAUGUAGUUUACCUUGAUUUUUAUUUUUCCUGAUGUUAACAUUACUUUCUUUUGAUUUGCGUUUUCCCAAUACACCUUUGUCCAUCUUUCUACUUUUAACUUGUUGCUAUUAGUGGUUUUAGAUGCAUCUCAUUGUUUAUUUUACUUCAAACCAAUCUACAAGUCUUUGCCUUUUAAUAAGAGAACUUUACUCAUUUGUACAUAAAGAGGUUCCUGACAGGAUAUAAAAUGAAAAAAAAAGUUGCUACGUAAUAUGUGAAUAUCAUAUUUUUGAAAGGGAAGAGUACAUUUGUAUAUUACAUAUAUGCACAGAAGAACAUGUGAAGGAUGAAGGACAAAAAGUACAGUCAGUGGUAGGAUUAUGAGUGAUUUUUUUAUUCAGCUUAUUUGUAUUUUUCCUUAUUCCUAGAAUGUACACACAUUAUUGUUAAAAAUAAUAA
This is a messenger RNA of Eubalaena glacialis (North Atlantic right whale), 1037 nucleotides long. It is a transcript of the gene TCEAL9, whose product is annotated as transcription elongation factor A like 9. The record is from RefSeq and is a predicted model, not a curated record. The transcript is spliced from 3 exons. Bases 290 to 604 code for a protein of 104 amino acids. Lineage: Eukaryota; Metazoa; Chordata; Mammalia; Artiodactyla; Balaenidae.